Molecule: messenger RNA, 4424 nt
Organism: Oncorhynchus gorbuscha (pink salmon)
Lineage: Eukaryota; Metazoa; Chordata; Actinopteri; Salmoniformes; Salmonidae
Gene: zfyve1
Product: zinc finger, FYVE domain containing 1
Exons: 12
Coding region: 1448-3796 (782 amino acids)
Molecular function (GO): zinc ion binding
Source: RefSeq, a predicted model, not a curated record
UUCCAGGAGAUCUCCAAGAGCAGGAUUGUUGACCACUGAUGCACGUGCCAGUAGGUAUCGAGGAAGAGUCCCAAAUGGCCCUAUUCCAUUUAGGGUGUAGUACUUUUUGGUCCAAAGUAGUACACUGUACAGGGAAUAUGGUGGCAUUUGAGACUGACCCCGCCCUAGUGUCCUUACCUCAGUAAAUCAGAAUAUGUGUAGGCAGAUGUACACUUGUGCUGUCUGUCUGCCAUCAUUCUGCCUAUGGAGACUUUAGCGGAGCUGACUGUGAACUCCCUGCUUAAAAACCAGAGUGACUUUGACUCUCCAUAGAGAUCAAUUAUGGCACAUUAAUUAUGGAUAUCUAGCCAUUUCCAAACUACUGUAGGCUAGUUGUAACGUCUUCAGAUAGCAGUGAGAUAACAUUACUAGCUAGCUAACAAUGUGGAGACAGAAAAAUAUAUAUUUUAAAACGAACAUAUUGUAUAGAUCCGGAAUGGCAUGCACUUCCUUUAAGUAUUGAUUAUUGGACAAAAUCGAUUUGAAAACCUCUUUGACUUUACCUAGCCAACAAACUACAAACAUUGAGUUGCAUAGUGAGUUGAGUUGCAUAGUGGGGAAUGUAGUCAUGUUAUUGAUACAGUAAAGCGAUUCGAAGCAACAACUCUACUGGCAUGACUACAUUUCCCAGAAUGCUACGCGCGGUGUAACUUUUAACCUCUGGAUCAAAACAAGCCGAUCAGCUGAUGAAACUGGGAACAACAUCGUAUGAAAUCUCGCUGUCGGGCAGCGAAAUUAUCUUAACAAAUCUAUACAUAAUAACGGUGUCUUUGUGCUGAAUUAUAAGUUGCACUGGAUGCCAUGUUUUCUAUUCAAAUAUUAUAUAGCGUUUUUUCCUCUGUAGAAGCAACGGUUUAGAUUACGGGAACAGCCGUCGUCCAUUUUUUUUUUUUUGGUUUUUCGACGAAGGAUUUUGUUGAUGUUUUUACACUGUCACCGUCGCCUAUUUCUGCUGUCAAAUUGGCUUAGCCAACAACAACAACAACAACAACAGUAGGCUAACCGUACAGUAGCAAGAUAAUUACAAUGUUAUUGCUGAUUGACAGCUAACGAUUACUUGCAUGUGGGGCUUGUAGGAUAGCUGCAUGUCUGGACAUGUAUGUAGGACGUCGUUGUUGUCAUUGUUUUGCUGACCGACAGGCACUUUGAUGACAUAUGGCUUUUGUGACCUCUCACAGUUCACAUUAAAUGUCCAUCUGCUAAGUGUUAGAAGAGGGAGUAGAGAAGAGACACCUCUACCAGAAAAAAAACAACCACAUAAUACGCUAGAGAAGAAUACAUGUCAAUCUUUAACACUAUAGAAUAUAGUCAUAAACAUAUUUCCAAGCAGUUUGGUUUCGCAGUGCACUUGUAGACUCAUCGGGUACAGGUUAUCGACAGAAAGCAGUAGCAUACUGAAGCGAUCAUUAUGAGUGGUCAAGGUCCGUCGGUAGAUAAAGGGAUGAACACCAUCCUGGUGUGUCAGGAGAGCUACGCCUGCGGUGGCUCAGACGAGGCCGCCUUUGAAUGCGACGAGUGCGGCAGCCUGCAGUGCGUCCGCUGCGAGCUGGAGCUCCAUCGUCAGGAACGCAUGAGGAACCAUGACCGCGUCCGCAUCGCACCGGGACACGUUCCAUUUUGUGACUCCUGUAAGGGCGACAGCAGCGGGUGUGGGGUGAACGGGGGCAGGCUGAGGGCGGUGGUGCGCUGCCAGGGCUGUAAAAUCAACCUGUGUCUGGAUUGCCAGAAGCGGACCCAUAGCGGGGUAAACAAGAGGAAGCACCCCGUGACCCCCUACCCUCCUCCUGGUCAAGUCCAGCAUAGUAGCCUGGAGGCUGGGGAUGGUGGGGAGAUGGAGGCCCUCAAGGCAAAACUAGAGAAGGUGUGCAGCUUCUUACUGGUGGAUGCGAAGGAGGAGAUGCAGUUGAAGGACGAGGAAGACUUUGUGAGCCGGCUGGACUGUAGACCUGAGGAACUCCUCAAGGUCGUGUCUAUCUUCGGCAACACAGGGGAGGGGAAGUCCCACACACUGAACCAUACCUUCUUCCUGGGGCGGGAGGUGUUCCAGACGUCCCCCACCCAGGAGUCAUGUACCGUGGGGGUCUGGGCUGCCAUGGACCCCAUUCACAGGGUGGUGGUGAUCGACACAGAGGGACUUCUGGGGGCAGGAUCCAAUCAGGGCCAGCGCACCCGGCUGCUCCUCAAAGUCCUAGCCGUCUCCGACCUCAUCAUCUACCGUACCCACGCCGACCGUCUCCAUGACGACCUGUUCAAGUUCCUAGGCGACGCGUCGGACGCCUAUCUGAAGCACUUCACCAGGGAGCUGAAGGCCACUACGGCCCGGUGUGGCCUGGACGUCCCUCUGUCCACUCUGGGACCAGCUGUUAUUAUCUUCCACGAGACCGUCCACACCAAGCUACUGGGCUCAGACAACCCAUCAGAGUCUGCAGAGCGUCUGCUUCAGGAGCGUUUCAGAAAGCUGGGUCUUUUCCCCGAGGCCUUCAGCUCCAUCCAGUACCGCGGGACUCGAACCUACAACCCCCCGACAGACUUCAGCGGUCUCCUGCGUAGUCUGGAGCAACAGUUAGAUAACAACACUACCCGCUCACCACGUUCUGCAAAUGUCAUAUACAGAGCCCUGCAGGCCCUGAGUGAGCGUUUCAGUGGGGAUAUCCCAGAAGAGCACCUGGCCAGUAACUCUUUCUUCCCUGAUGAAUACUUCACGUGCUCCAGUAUCUGUCUCAGCUGUGGGUCUGGCUGUGUGAACAGUAUGAACCAUCUGAAAGAGGAAGUGGAUCACGAGGCGAAACACCGCUGUCGCUACACUGCUCAAUACGACAACCGCAUCUACACCUGUAAAGCGUGCUAUGAGGGAGGGAAGGAGGUGAUUGUGAUUCCCAAGACGACAGCCUCCUCUGACUCUCCGUGGUUUGGUCUGGCCACGUACGCCUGGUCUGGGUAUGUGAUAGAGUGUCCCAACUGUGGGGUGAUCUACAGAAGUAGGCAGUACUGGUACGGGAACCAGGACCCGGUGGACACAGUGGUCAGGACUGAGAUACAACACAUCUGGCCUGGGUCGGAUGGUUUUCUGAAGGACAACAACAAUGCAGCUCAGCGACUGUUGGACGGUGUGAACUACAUCUCCCAGAGUGUGUCAGAGCUCAGUGUGAAACCUGCCAAAGCUGUCACUUCCUGGCUGACCGACCAGAUUGCCCCGGCCUACUGGAAACCCAACUCCCUCAUCCUGAAAUGUUGUAAGUGCAGUGAGGUGUUCCAGGACAACGAUACUAAGCACCACUGCCGUGCCUGUGGAGAGGGCUUCUGUGACGGCUGCUCCACCAAGAACCGUCCUGUUCCUGAGAGGGGCUGGGGGCUCGCCCCCGUACGGGUCUGUGAUGCCUGCUUCCUGAACCGGAGCGUCUCAGAAGAGCUGCUGGAUGCCGCGUUGGAGGAGGAGGAAGGAGGGACACUCAGUAGGAGAGUAGGAGAGGCUGUUCAGAAUACACUGGGAGCUGUGGUCACUGCUACAUACAUCCCUCUGGGUCUGAUGAAGGAUGCAGCUCGUCCAGCCUACUGGGUUCCAGACCAAGAGAUCCGAUGCUGCUGUGAGUGUCAGAGAGACUUCUCUGCCCCGCGUCUCUCCAUCCACCACUGCAGGGCCUGCGGCCAGGGCGUGUGUGACGACUGCUCCCCUGAACGCAGAGCGGUGCCCUCUAGGGGUUGGGACCACCCAGUGCGUGUCUGCAACACCUGCCACCAGAAACCUGGGGACCUCUAGUAGGAGAUAGGGAACAUAUUGGCACCCUAUUUCAAAAGUAGGGCACUAUAUAUGGACUGGGACGCAACCAGAGAGACAGUUAAGGGUUGUGUUCAUUAGGCUCGAAGAAAAUACUUCCAAAACAGGGAGGGACUAUCUGUAAUUGUCCAAUAACAAAGCUGAUUUUUGUUUUCCCCUGCUUCUAAACUUUUUUUGCUACUACGGUGUGCCCUAAUGAACACGACCCAGGUUCCACCUAACGCCGUGGAACUCCCCCCGUCUCUCUGUGGCUCCGGAGUUCUUGUUAUUCAUUGUGAUGUCAUCCGUCCUAAAGCCUUGGGCGUCACUUUAUCCGAGAGGGAGAGAGUUACGCGUUCCUUGGCUUUAAAGAAGUUCAUUCCACGUUUUAAGAUGAUUAGCCUGAAUAACUACCAAUCUGUAUAAUAAUCUCGGACGCUGGGUGGUUGUAUAUGUGGUUUUAAAACGGCACGGACAGACAAUAAUAGAAUAGCAUUAAUUCCGUAUACACUACCAGUCAAAAGUUUGGACACACCUACUCAUUCAAGGGUUUUUCUUUAUUUUCUACAUUGUAGAAUAAUAGUGAAGACAUCAAAAACUAUGAAAUAACACAUAUAGAAUCAUGUAGUAA